AUGGCAUUCAAGGCUUUCAUCUCCCGUAUCACAUCAUCCUUCAAAUUAUGCCGCUCCAAAAAUCCGUCCAACACCCUAGAAAAUCAUAUCCAACUCUCCCCAAGCCCUCUCUUCAUUGACUGCCAGCCAGCCACCCCGCUCCCUUUCAAACCCCACCGCUUCUCCUUCAAGCACCACGUCUCCUCCAUCUUCGGCUGUGGGUUCCGCACACACGAAGACGACCUCCCCAAAUCACCGGCAUGCAAGUGGGAUGAGACGCCACGUCGCAACUACAACUCCUCCAUCUCCGACGAUUCCGACAAUGAGCUCUUCCCUCCUCUUCCUCCUCCUCCUUCUCCGAUGCCGACACGACACCCUAUCUCCACUUCCUCAACCGACAGUGGUUUGUGUGGCUAUGAGAGAGAUGAUGAAGAAGAAGAGAUCGUGACACUUCCACUAAAUCGCAAGAAGAGGAUGAAGAAGCUGCUACCGUCAUUUCCGGUGAAGGGGAAAGUGAAGGACAGCUUCGCGGUGGUGAUGGAAUCGGUGGACCCAUAUGAGGAUUUCAAGGCAUCCAUGAUGGAGAUGAUAUUAGUGAAGCAGCUGCUUGAGGCGAGAGACUUCGAGCAGUUGUUAGAGUGUUUCUUAUCGCUCAAUUAG
Molecule: messenger RNA, 639 nt
Organism: Camellia sinensis
Lineage: Eukaryota; Viridiplantae; Streptophyta; Magnoliopsida; Ericales; Theaceae
Product: transcription repressor OFP7-like
Biological process (GO): negative regulation of DNA-templated transcription
Source: RefSeq, a predicted model, not a curated record